AUGGACAGUGAUGUCAUUGUCGCGUUCAUUGGCAGCUGGCCGAUCGAAAUGGAAGUCAUUGCCGAGCACAUGGACCUUGGUGACCUCUGCAACUAUUACCUCAUGACAACAUCGUCAUCUGUUCCAUUUGACUGGCGCCUCAAGACGGCGACCAUCCUGCGCAUCGUCCGCGGUCUCGUCUACCUCCACACGGUUGAGCCGGCGAUCCUCCACCGCGACCUCAUGUCCCAAAAUGUCCUCGUGGAUUCCAAGAAGCGGACCAAGCUCUCGGAUUUUGGCGCGUCUCGCAAAGCGGGCGACGGCAACAGGACCAACGGCCUUGGCACGUGUACUAGUGGAUGA
Saprolegnia parasitica CBS 223.65 is the source of this 342-nucleotide messenger RNA. RefSeq lists its product as hypothetical. The record is from RefSeq and is a predicted model, not a curated record. Gene Ontology annotation, molecular function: ATP binding; protein kinase activity. The transcript has a single exon. Lineage: Eukaryota; Oomycota; Saprolegniomycetes; Saprolegniales; Saprolegniaceae. Bases 1 to 342 code for a protein of 113 amino acids. Gene Ontology annotation, biological process: protein phosphorylation.